This is a messenger RNA of Meleagris gallopavo (turkey), 7165 nucleotides long. The record is from RefSeq and is a predicted model, not a curated record. NCBI's taxonomy places the organism in Eukaryota, Metazoa, Chordata, Aves, Galliformes, Phasianidae.
UUUUAAGAUUUGCAAGAUCAAGAAAAUCCUAAAGUCUUUCUGUCGCCUUAGGAAUGCGACCAGGUUCACAUUGAUGACGUGUCUUCGGAUGACAAUGGUCAAGACUUAAGCACCUAUAACUUUGGAACGGAUGGCUUUCCCGCAGCUGCCACCAGCGCUAAUUUGUGCCUCGCGACAGGGGUGCGUGGAGGAGUGGAUUGGAUGAGAAAAUUGGCAUUCCGCUACAGACGAGUAAAAGAAAUAUAUAAUACCUACAAAAACAAUGUUGGAGGUCUUCUUGGUCCAGCAAAAAGAGAGGCUUGGCUACAACUAAGAGCAGAAAUUGAAGCUUUGACGGAUUCUUGGUUAACACUUGCACUGAAAGCACUCACCCUUAUUCAUUCAAGGACAAAUUGUGUGAAUAUCCUUGUAACAACUACACAGCUAAUUCCAGCUCUGGCAAAAGUCUUGUUGUAUGGAUUAGGGGUUGUAUUUCCCAUAGAGAAUAUUUACAGUGCAACUAAAAUAGGAAAGGAAAGUUGUUUUGAGCGAAUAAUUCAAAGAUUUGGAAGAAAAGUAGUGUAUGUGGUUAUAGGAGAUGGUGUCGAAGAAGAGCAAGGCGCUAAAAAGGAAACACGAUUCAGAAAAGCAUAGGAGAAAGCCCUUCCAGCUGCUAAGAGGUGUAGCAGCACAGAAAGUUCCUUUGUGCCAUUGCUUCUGUAUAUUCUUUCUUAUUUGAAGAAAUGUAGAUUUAAAGCAUGCUAGAUUAGGCUCUGGAUUAAACUGUUCUUUAAAACAAUUCCAGAGAAGUCAGUUAAGUACACCAGCAACCUCGCCUUUCUGCAAAAACUAUUAAUUUGAUUAAAGGAAAUGUCUCUGUGACUCUUGUCCUGCUCCUUGCUCCUCCUAAAAAGAGCUCCCCCAUUGCAAGCUGUGAAAGCGGGACUUGAUCCUUGGUUUUGUCCUUGCAUAGUGUCAGAGCGAAAAUCACAGAGUACUUGGAGCUAAUCUCAGUUCAGAUGGUGCAUUGUUGUUUGACUGCUCCUCAGGUUGUUUUUUUAGCAUUAUAGGGAGGAAUAGGCACAGGAGUGUGCCAUAGAGUAUAUUGUACUUCACUUCAAAGACAUAUGCCCUGUCUAAUGCAUGAGUAGUACUGCUGUAUUAGAAAACUGUACAAGCAUAUACCUUUUGUAGAGUGUUUACAAGCAAAAUUGAGACUAUUCCCACAGAAAAUGUGAAGCCCAUCAGCCAAAACUGUCUUAAGUGUCUCAUUGCCUUGCUUAUCCUCUCACAUAAUAGCUUCCUUCCUAUCAGCAUAUUCAGUUUUGGGCCCCUCAUUACUGGAAAGACAUUGAGGCUCUGGAGUGUGCCCAGGGAAGGGCAACAAAGUUGGUGAAGGGUCUGCAAUGCGAGUCUUAAGGGGAGUGGCUUAGGUGUGGAGAAGAAGAGGCUCAGGGAGACCUUGUCACUCUUUACAACUGCCUGAAAGAAGGCUGCAGUGCACUGGGGGUUGGACUCUUCUUCCAGAUACCUAGUGACAGAACAAGAGGUAAUGACCUCAGCUUGUACCAGGGGAGAUUCAGGUUGGAUAUUAGCAAAACUUUCUUCUCAGACAGAGUAGUGAGGCAUUGGAACAGGCUGCCCAAGGAAGUGAUGGAGCCAUCGUCUCUGAAGGUGUUCAAGAAGAGUAUAGAUGUGGCACUGAGGGGCAUGGUUUACUGGCAUGGUGGUGAUAGGCUAACGGUUGGACUAGGUGAUCUUAGUGAUCUUUUCAACCUUUACAAUUUUGUGAUUCUGUGGUAUUGUCAAGGCAGGGACAGUGUUUAUGUCAUUCCUUUGUACUGUACUUUGCUGCAGAAGGUUGACUUGUGGAGAAGCCCUUAGUGUAUGUACUUUUUUUUACAUAGAACAUGGACAGUACACCCUUCUUUAAAAUUUAAAUAGCCCUUCACUGCUUAAGUACAGUUCGUAAAAAGUAUAUUUAAAUGACUGUAUAAAUUCAAAUCUAAUUCAUUUUUUUCUACUCCUUCAGUGAAAAGAGCUGAACUUCAAGCCUAGGAGAUCAUAAAGUUGAGAUUCGUUAUUAAAAUAACUUACUAAUAAUUUAGCCAGUUGCUUCAUCACGAGACAAGGUUUUUUACUGUUGAAAAGCCUGAGUCAAUACAACAGAAGAAAAAAGAUGUGUUUUAAGUCUUUUUUUAUUAUCAUUAUAGUAAAAAUUCGAUGAUACAUUCUUUUCCAUACAGGUUAAAAGGUCACUGCUCUUUUCAAAAAUGUGUUGAGGAGAGAUUGGUAUUUUGUAAAAUGCCUCUCCUGAUCGAUGGAAAUAAAUACAGCACACUCAGGAAACAGCACACUCUUAUGUUUCAUGUAACACGGGACAAGCCAUGGUAUCAACACCUUGCCUUAGCUGUCACUUCCUGCAGAAUAUAAGACAAUUAAAAUCCUUAGGCCGUUUGCAUUACAGGCUGAGGAGAAAUCGUACCCUUCUGGAUGGUUUCAGGAGGCAGGGCAGCCACAGCAGCAGAGUUCAUGUCGAGGUUGCUACCUUUAGAGAAGAGGGAGAGGAGGGGAGAGGGAAAAGAGAGGAGAGGCAAGGAGUGCUCAGGGCUGGGUGCUGUGGGGGCACGUGCCUGCAGCAAGCCCGGGCAUGGGGCUGCCUCCUUCCCUGUGUGUCUGCAUGCCUCUGUGGUGACAUAUGCAGAAUCAGUUCCUGGGUUUCUUUGCCAGAAACUCCAUUGUCUUGAGUUUUUUGUUGGGAAAUAUUCAUAAGGCAGGAAAAAAAAAACAAACUCCUGAGGUUUCCUACUUGGGAGAAUCUUGCAAAGUAUUUCUGAUUUGCAAGAUGAGACAAAAGGAGGAGCGUCUCUUCGUGGAGGAGAUGGAUUUUACAUCAGGUGAUUCAGGAGAGCCUGGGCAAAUCAGUUUCUCCCUUUGUCGGGAGAAAUGGUCAUUCAGCUUUGGAGGGAAAUUGUGAGGAAAAAUCAUAAAUCUUCACAGAGCAAUAAAUAGAAUAUAAAUGGCUAUCCAGUCUGCAACUGCUUUAAAGCUCGCAGUCACACUGUGCUGCUUAGGUUUGGGUAGGAAGUAAAGGCGACCACUUAGCAAAAUCUGGCAGAAACACAACAAAAAUACUGUGAAAGAUGACAGAAACUUAUGAGUUUUCAGUUCAAAUAUGUCGCAAAUCUCAGGAGUGAGAUUUCUCUAGAAAUAUGAAUUCAUUUAAGGGAAGGAUAGCCUGCAGUUUCCAGUGUUACUUAGUCAAAAAAUGAUUUUGUUUUCUGCAUUUAUUGAAGUGCUCUGUUUAUUUUGGUGAAUACUUGGAGUUUUGUUCUUUUAGCGAAAAUAAUACUGCCUCUAGUUCAAAAUUUAGAUACCUUAGUAUUUUAGGUUAUUGAAUAAUUUUAUAAUUACUAGAUAUACUAAGUGAAUAAUUUAACUUUUCUUGCUUAAGCCAAACAAGCGCAAAGUGAACCUUCUGCCACCGUACUUAAUUUAAAAAUAGAAUUGAAAUGUUCAUAGCUUUAUUUAUUGCCAAGUGUCACAUUAUUAAACACCUACAACACAAUUCAUGCUUUUUAAUAGACAAAAGUUUGGUAUUUACUUGGAACACAGUGAAAUAGUGCACAAAAGCCUUGCUUUACUGCCAGCCUAGCCAUUCAUUCCCCCUAUAAGCAAUAAGAAAAGCUCUCUGACAGUUUCUUUAGUUCAUAAUGCAUCCAGCUAGGCUGCUGUUUGUUAGUGGUUAGUGUUGGUCAUCUGUUCUCGAGCAUCAGUCUAUGAUAUAUUAGCAUUUUUUGGUGUGCUCAGAGUAGAAGACACAUAUUAGGAUGUGUGUGCUAAGUGUUGGCAGUGAGGGCUUUCUAAAGGCAAUUUUUAGUAAAUGUAUAUCCAUUGAAACUCUUGUCUGAUCAUUUUGUAAGAAAAAAAAUGAGUCUCUGUCUCACUGUUGACAUUGCUUGUGGAUAAGCAGGGCAACGCCAAAACAGGAAUUAUGUAUAAGGUUUUGCUUGACCAUUUUGUACAGUCAUUUAUUACAUCAGAUAAAGUGAAAACUAUUGUAUAUGCCCAGUAAACAAACAUGCAUAUAUAUGGACACAUACGUGUGUGAGGCUGCAUAUACACACACAAAUGCAUGCAUGUAGCUAUAUAUAGAUCUGUAUCAGGUUUGUUUCCCCUCCUCUUAGCUAUGAAGUCUGUGCCGUAGGGUCAGACUGAUAGAGAUCUGAAUCAGCCACAUGGGCCCCAUGCACGGAGCGCCUAUGCAGAUUCCAGUCCCCAUGCAGCCGCUGCGUUCCUGGCGUGUUUCAUUUCUUGGGAGUGUACGGCUGGUCCUUUGACCUAUACGCAGGAGAAAUUAAAAUAAUUAUAAUCCUGAGAGUUACACAACCUCUUUGUUUUCAUGGGACUCUCCAGGCUCUCAUUCCACGUCUCGCUGCUAUAACCGAAUAGAUUAAGUGGAGGUAUAUUCCUUUAACAGAUAUAAAUAAAGCAGAGGACUCUUAAGUGAAUUUCAGAGUUGCAAAGAUACAGCCAAUAUAAUGAUCAUUUAAAGUUUUUGUUUUAAACUCUGACCAUAAACAGCUGAGAGUAAUCCAAAACUUGAUAUUGCAUAUGGGCAUCAUAGCAAGAAUCACUGUGAUUUGAUUUAGCAGAAGCAAACCUUCUGUGAAAACAAUCAGGGUCUUUAACUAACCCUGACGCCUGGUGUGUGUACGCUCUGUGGUGCUGAGGUUGUUACUAGGGAAGCAGUAUAAUGCUGGAGGAGCUGCAUGAGGUGGGGAGCUGGAAGCCAAGAAUUUAUUACUACAAUUCUCCCUAUUCAUUAGUUUGCUGUAUGUCCUUGGAGGGCUUCCAUGUCAUUGACUCUUGGCUUCUGCAGAGACACUACUCAAGGGCAGGUGUCCACCAAACCCUGCACCACACUUAGGUAUGCUGUUUACUCCUCUCUGAGCCGGUGGUUGAGGCAGAGCUGAUUCCAAGCUGACAGAAAGAGCAGAUAGCUGCUGCUUUGCACCUGGGCAAGGAGAGGGAAGCUGCAACCACGCAAAAAUGGAGACAGCAAAACUGAGUGCUCUCAGUUGGCAAGCACAGCUUGGAUCAGCCGCAAGCAGAAACCGUGCCUGUUUGUCCUUGAUGUAAUGUCCCUGUCAGAUGUUAAAUUCUGAUCUUGCAGCCUAAAGAACAGAUAGGAACACAGAAGCUUUAGGAGAGCCCAGAAAACAAAAUGAAAACAGGAGAUUUUAUUUCUAUUUGAAAUUGUUCAUACAUUUACUGAGCACGAUGCAAGAAAUGAAUUUUUUAGGAAAGAUUUGAGCUGGAAAGUAGUAAUACCUGACCUGAAGGAAGGAGACUGUCCCCUUUACUCUGCUUUGGCUAAAAUCUGUUUUAGGACAAAAAAUUGAUCUCUUUUGGACAGAACUAAACAAGAGGUGCUUACCAAAUGCUCUCCAACUGCUAGUAGGUAUAUUUUCCAUAACAGUGGACUAAAGCUGUUCUGAAAUGAAAACACUGAAAUAUGGACACCUCCAUCACUCUGCAGUCCCUCUUAUUGUGCAGCUCUUUUUGCUAACGUCUGUCCUUUAUUUGGUGUGCAUUUUCCAGAUUCCUUGCUGUGCUACUGUGUGUGUCCUGCACCACUUUUUAGCCAAGUCUAGCUGAUUAAUACUAUUCCAGCCUCAUCUCCUCUGCCUCUUACAAGUGCAGCAGUUGAUUCGUCCUUAAUGGCUGCUUUUUGACAUCAGAGAGACUUGCCACUACUUAGCCACUUCCAUUUCUUCUAAAAUCUGUGCUUUAUUCCCCACGUCAAACUCAGUUCAUCAUCACAGUGUUAUCUGGAUUGCAGCGUUGUCCUCCUAAAAAUAAUUAUUAUUUAUAUACAGACCGGUUUACCUGAGCUCUCGGGAUGAAUUUAUCGCCAGCUCUGUGCUAAGGUGUUGGAUUGAUGGAAUAGGUAUUACACAGAUAUGCAGGGUUUACAGUAAAUGUGUACCUGGAAACAGAGGGUUUCACAUUGUGCUUUUAUAUUGUUUUCAGAAUUGUUCUCUAACUCCUUGAGAAUGAAGGCCUGAAUGAAAAAGGGGGCUCAGCAUAGCAAUGAUGAUCAGAAGAGAUGUAGUUUUGCUGCCGAUUUAAAUAGAAUUAGGAAUUUGCGCAGGAAGUACUGAAGUAGAAUAAAGAAAACAGUUCCUGAGAAGCUGUUAAUAAAAUGCUUGGGGAUUCCAGAAGCUAUUGUGAUAGUAAAUUGCCUCCUAAAGAUGUCAGACACAAGCUGACCCAAUGAGAUGAUGAACACGGUCAUGUUUAGCCUUCAAAAUAUUGUUGCGUUGAAACUAUUUUCCCAUGAAAUUGACAGAAAAUUUCCUGAAGAAAGCUGAUGGUUAUCUAUUUGUAUUUGUGUGAAAAGUCUUGCUGACAGUUUAAUUGUUGUUUUACAUUAUAGAGAUAGCAAGUAUUCUUAAUCAGAUUUUUACCCUUCAUGGAUGAGGUAAUGUGUACUUUUUCCUGGUAGUUGUGGUUUUUAGGUUCCUUCAGGUUCUUUGCAUGUAUGCUUGUGCUCCAGACUGAGAUCUUAUUACAGUUAAUAGGAAAAAAUAUGAUUUUAUUUUAAAAUUGUCCCAUAUGGAAAAUACGUUUUAAGAUCAGUGCUAACAAUGAGCAAUGUUAUACAAACCACCAGGAUAAAAUUCCUUUCAAAGUGAUGUGAGCAACAUAUGAGCUAUUCUGAAUCAUCUUUCCUUUGUUUGUAACUCACCUGCCAGGGAAAGUUUUCCAAAUAACAAAUAUGUUUUGAUGGUAAAUAUUACUUCCUUUUUUUUUUAAUAUAUUUUUAACUAAGUUCUAUUCUUUUCCUCAAACUACCCACCUGCUUCAUGUAUGGAACAGUUUUCUUAAUUUUUUUUUCCUAGAAAAAAAGCAGUUUCUUUCUCAAAAUGUUGCAGUCUGUUUUUCUUAAGAUCCUUAAGAUCUCCUGUCUUUCCCAUUGGCAAAUCAGUUUGCUAUUAUUGAUAUUAUUGACAAUUUGUGCUCGAGUGUCAGAGAAAUCAGAAAUAAGUGUGAAGAGCUCGAGGUUUUAACAGCUCUGAGUUGCUCUCUCCUCACACUGUUACCUUGUUCUUGCAGAAGACAAUGGGUGAGUCUGAAUACCAAAUUGCUUGGGGUUAUUUUUACAUGUUGUCUGUGCUGU